GUAUGGCAUCCUUCGAAGCUGCUGUUUACAGGGGCGACGUGAACGCCUCAGUGGGCGGAGUCGACAGGGAAGUGAAGUAGAUCCAAGCAGGAAGCAGCGAACCUUCCGCCGCGGAGGAACGGACGAACCUGGCCGGAGUUUCAAACUGUCCACACGCGCGAAGGUUCCGGUCCAGCGAGGCGCGGUUUGGACUCAGCUGUAGUUUGGGACGCUCACUUUAACCCUGUAUGAGAACAGGGGUCCCGGACCAGUGGGAUUCGGACUGGAACUAGCAGCUGUCCCUUUCACAGCGGCGGACCAACGGCCGCGGUGCACCAGCGUGCGGCGACUGCCUGCAGACUCCAUGCUGGUGCUGAGACAACAUGAAGAGAUUCAAAAGGACUAACGACUCCCAUAGAGACAAAAUCAAGCAGGAGCUCUUCCAGUUCAGUAAGACCGUGGAGCAUGGGUUCCCCCACCAGCCCAGUGCUUUGGGUCACAGCUCCUCCCUACAGCUGCUGGCCAUCGGGACUCGCUCUGGAGCCAUCAAACUAUACGGAUCUCCUGGAGUAGAGUUCAUGGGUCUGCAUGAGGAGAAUGCCGCCGUCACACAAGUGCACUUCCUGCCUCACCAGGUGGAGCUGGUCACUCUGCUGGACGACAACAGUCUCCACAUGUGGACCCUGAAGGGCCACAAAGGCGUCUCAGAGCUGCUAGAGAUCGGCCGCUUCGUCCUAACUGGACCUCCAGGAGCCCUGCCCAGUGUGACCCGGGUCACUGCGGUUCUGGCCCACUCCUCCGGGGAGCUGCUGCUGCUGGGAACUGAAGGAGGACACGUGUUUGUAGUGGAAGUCCCAGGGUUCAGGGAGCUGGAGGAGAGGAACAUCAGCCUGGAGCAGGUUACCAGCAGCGUCCCAGAUAACUACAUUGGUCGCCGAAACCUGGAACACGUGGAGGCCCUGCAGGAGAACCCGGCAGACUCAAAUCAGGUGGUGAUCGGCUACGGUCGAGGACUAUUAGUGGUCUGGGACCUGAAGAAGCACCGUCCACUGCAGUGCAUUUGCCCCUCACAGUCUCUGGAGAGCGUGUGGUGGACGGAGGACGGAGGAUGCAUUCUCAGUUCCCACACUGAUGGGAGCUUCUGUCGCUGGACGGUGGGCGAGAAUAAUGAAGAGAAAUCAGACACUCCAUACGGAACCUUCCCCUGUAAGGCCAUCUCCAAGAUCGUGGAGCUCCCCACUGCAGAUGGGCAGCCGUUCCUGAUGUUCAGUGGGGGCAUGCCCAGAGCCAGCUACGGAGACAGACACUGCAUCACGGUGAUCCACGGGAAGAAUCACGUGGCUCUGGACUUCACCUCCAGGAUCAUUGACUUCUUUGUCAUCAGAGAGGGACCUCAGCUCAAAGGAGACCCCAGUGCUCUGGUGGUUCUGGUGGAGGAGGAGCUGGUCGUGAUCGACCUGCAGGCAGACGGCUGGCCCGUGGUUCAGACGCCAUACCUGGUUCCUCUGCACAGCUCGGCCAUCACCUGCUCUCACCACGUUUCUGCUAUACCGCUCAAGCUGUGGGAACGGAUCAGCGCCGCCGGAGCGCUGCAGAACACGCACUACUCCAAGAAGCUGUGGCCCAUCAGAGGAGGUCAGAACCUUGCACCGGAUCCUCCACAGAGGGACCUUCUGCUCACAGGACACGAGGACGGGACGGUGCGGUUCUGGGACGCGUCGGGAGUCUGCCUGUCACCCGUUUACAAGCUGAGCACAGCCGCCGUGUUCCACACGGACGCCGACCCCAACGACAACAUGAACCACAGCACAGAGGGGGAGUGGCCUCCCUUCAGGAAGGUGGGCUGUUUUGACCCGUACAGCGAUGACCCCAGGCUCGGCAUCCAGAAGAUCCACCUGUGUAAAUACAGUGGUUAUCUGACUGUAGCUGGCACAGCAGGACAGAUUAUGGUUCUGGAGCUGAACGAUGAAGCUGCAGAGCAGACGGUGGAGGCUCAGGUCGUAGAUUUGCUGCAGGGUCAAGAGGGCUUUCGCUGGAAGGGUCACACUCAGCUGGAUGUCCGUGAGGACCCGGUGCUGUUCCCCCCGGGCUUCCAGCCCUUCACCCUGGUGCAGUGUCAGCCCCCCGCUGUGGUCACCGCCCUCGUUCUGCACUCGGAGUGGAAGCUGGUGGCUUUCGGCACCAGCCACGGCUUCGGCCUUUUCGAUUACCAACAGAAGAAGAACGUCCUGGUCAAGUGCACUCUGAACCCCAGCGACCAGCUGGCCAUGGAGGGACCUCUGUCUAGAGUGAAGAGCAUCAAGAAGUCUCUGCGGCAGUCCUUCCGGAGGAUCAGGCGCAGCAGAGUGUCUCUCAGGAAGCACCACGUCAACAGCGCCGCUAAGGUGCAUGAGGCCAACGCCCGUCUGGAGGCGGAGCUAGCAGAAAUGGAGCUGGCUCCGGUACAAAGGAAGAUAGAGGCGCGCUCCUCGGACGACUCCUUCACGGGACUCGUGCGCGUGCUGUACUUUGCGGAAACCUUCCUGAUGGACAGUUCACAUAACACCCCUUCUCUGUGGGCGGGGACUAAUGGAGGCUGUGUGUUCGCCUACGUUCUCCACCUUCCUAAAGUGGAACAUCGGGGGGAGGAGCCAAUCACUGCUCAGCCAGCCAAGGAGAUCCAGCUGAUGCAUCGCGCCCCGGUGGUCGGUGUGGUAGUGCUAGACGGGCACGGCACUCCUCUUCCAGAACCUCUAGAAGUUGCCCAUGACCUCGCCCGCUCGCCAGACAUGCACGGUUCACACCACCUGCUGGUGGUUUCUGAAGAACAGUUCAAGAUUUUCACUCUGCCAAAGGUGAGUGCCAAGACGAAGUUGAAGCUGACCGCCACAGACGGCUCCAGGGUGAGGAAGAUGGGCGUCGCCUGGUUCGGAAGCAACCGCACAGAAGACUACGGUGAAACCGCGCUGCUGGUUCUGACCAACCAGGGGGACGUGCACGCCGUGUCCGUCCCGCACAUCAAGAUGCAGGUCCAGCACCCCUGCAUUCGCCGCGAGGACGUCAGCGGCAUCGCCUCCUGCGUCUUCACUAAACACGGCCAGGGCUUCUACCUGAUCUCCCCGUCAGAGUUUGAGCGCUUCUCUCUGUCUACCCGCUGCCUGGUGGAGCCCCGCUGCCUGGUGGAGGUGCCCGCUUCCGAGGGGAACUGCAGCCAGCGCCGUCCUCAGCUGGAAGGACCUUCGUCCUCUCAAACGAGCACGUGCGAGAAUGAGGAUCCAGAGAGCUCAGCUAGGCGCGUUAUGGAGCAUGCUUUGCUGAAUGACGAGAAAGUUCUACUUGAGAUCCAGAAGUCUCUGGAGGGAGAUCAGAU
Oryzias melastigma (Indian medaka) is the source of this 3328-nucleotide messenger RNA. It is a transcript of the gene llgl2, whose product is annotated as LLGL scribble cell polarity complex component 2. Gene Ontology annotation, cellular component: cortical actin cytoskeleton; plasma membrane; cytoplasm. The record is from RefSeq and is a predicted model, not a curated record. NCBI's taxonomy places the organism in Eukaryota, Metazoa, Chordata, Actinopteri, Beloniformes, Adrianichthyidae. Gene Ontology annotation, biological process: cortical actin cytoskeleton organization; establishment of spindle orientation; regulation of establishment or maintenance of cell polarity. Gene Ontology annotation, molecular function: myosin II binding; GTPase activator activity.